Coccidioides posadasii C735 delta SOWgp is the source of this 3729-nucleotide messenger RNA. RefSeq lists its product as uncharacterized. Gene Ontology annotation, biological process: mitotic chromosome condensation. Gene Ontology annotation, cellular component: condensin complex; condensed chromosome. The record is from RefSeq and is a predicted model, not a curated record. Lineage: Eukaryota; Fungi; Ascomycota; Eurotiomycetes; Onygenales; Onygenaceae.
GACGCAGCUCAAUGCCAGGACCAGCAAGGCCACGACCGCUAUUUGGCUGAUAUAUCUACCCUGCAACUUUCCAGAGCCUCAAUAGACUUCGCUAUAUGUCGCAAUCUACGGCAUUUUCCGGGCUCGAGUGAACGCAAUCCAACUUUCUGUGUCUUCCGAACUCAUAAUGCCUGCCCGUGCUGGAACGCGCGCUUCUUCCGUCGCAUCUACCCGCAAAUCCUCUGUUCCUCCCUCGACUACUGGCGCCAAUGUAUUCAUCCCCGAUGAGCCCGCUGAGCCCUCUACUUCACCCAAUCUCCGACCUAGCGUCGUAGAAAUCUUUGCCGAUGCGCAAAGAUCGACGACUGGACAUCGGAAAUUGGUGGUCCGGCUAAGGAAGAUUCAGGAGGGAUGUUGCGGUCUGCGAUCUUUGAAAGACAAAGGGAGGAGCGGGGAGAGACGGGAAUCUGGCCUUUUUGAGGGCUUUGGAGAGAAGGAAAAACCGGCAGAGAGAGAGUUUAAUAUCGAGGUGUCCCGUUGCCUUCUGCGAGUGCUAUCGGUGAAAAAGACGGAGGGUGCUGCCGAUCGAGUACUUAAAUUUUUGGGAGCCUUUUUGACUGCUACGACGGAGAAAGAUCUUCAGCUAUUUGGUCAGGGUGAUCCGGACGAAACCCAAACUUUACCGGAGACGCCGAGCUCGAGACUUACCUUUCACAUCGUUUCGACCAUAAUUCCUUUCCUCGCAACAAAAGAAAAGACAGUGCGAUAUCGGGCGACCCAAACAAUAACACACAUCGUUAACUCUUUAGAUUCAAUUGAUGAUGAAUUAUAUCACCUGAUUCGCCAAGGACUUGUCAAGAGGAUCAGGGACAAGGAGCCGGCAGUGCGUGUCCAAGCCGUGAUUGGACUCGGAAGGUUAGCGGGAAACGACGAAGACGACGACGACAAUGACCCGAAUGAUGGGAACUCGGCUUUGGUGGAUAGGUUAUUGGAUGUCCUUCAAAAUGAUACGAGCGCCGAAGUACGACGCACUUUGCUCCUUAAUCUACCCCUCACUCCAACAACCCUUCCAUUUCUUCUUGAAAGAGCCCGUGAUAUUGAUGCCGCCACCCGGCGUGCUUUAUAUUCAAAGCUCCUCCCCACCUUAGGAGAUUUCCGGCAUCUUUCACUUUCCAUGCGAGAAAAAUUACUGCGUUGGGGUCUUCGUGAUCGCGAUGAAACUGUCCGGAAGGCCACCAGUCGCCUGUUCUAUGAGCGCUGGAUUGAAGAUUGCACGAGCACACAAAAAACAGAAGCGAAUACCACUGAUGAGAAAGACAAGUCUCCGGCACCAAGUAUUCCCGCCUUGACGGAGCUUUUGGAACGCAUUGACGUUGUAAACUCUGGGGUGGAAGGCGGUAUUGCUCACGAAGCCAUGAGAAGUUUUUGGGGCGGGCGGCCAGAUUAUCGUGAGGCUGUGGUUUUCGACUCAGAGUUCUGGGAAUCUUUGACAGCGGAGACGGCCUUUAUGGCUCGCAGCUUCAACGACUUCUGCCGUGAAGAAGAGGACGGAAGACAUGAUGACCUUGCGGACGAGAAAAUCCCAGAAGUUACGGCUCUAGCUUAUUAUUUGCACAAAUAUACAACUAUACUACUAACAAGGAUCACCAACCCAGAAGAAGCAGAAGGAGGUGAGGAAGAAACCAUAGAAUUUGAAUUCAUAGUUGAGCAGCUCCUCCAGAUAUGCCUCACUCUGGACUACAGUGAUGAAGUCGGCAGAAGGAAAAUGUUUUCUCUUUUACGAGAAACCCUGGCUGUCUCAAAUCUUCCUGAACAUGUGACGAAGCUCACGGUUGAAGCUCUUCGGAGUGUUUGCGGGCUAGAUCCUGCCGCAGAAAGCGAAUUCUGCAGUGUCGUCCUCGAGGCCAUCGCGGAAGUUCAUGACACAAUCGUAUCCGAAGACAGCUUUGUCUCCGCAAAGUCAGAAAUUAGCGACGGAAGCUCGAGGAGAGGCCGUUCCGAGACCCCUGCUGAUUCCAAGGAGGACGAAGAGGAACCUUUUAAUAAGGAAGAGGCUAAGGCUAAAGUGCUUAAGGAAAUCAUGGUUAACAUGAAGUGCUUAUAUAUUGCUCAGUGCAUGCUGCAAAAUGUCGAAGGAAACCUUCAAGACAAUGUUCAUUUGGUAACAAUGUUGAACAAUCUUGUUGUCCCAGCAGUGAGAAGCCACGAAGCUCCUGUACGGGAGCGUGGUCUCGAAUGUCUCGGUCUAUGCUGUCUGUUGGACAAGAACCUAGCUGAAGAAAAUAUGGGCCUGUUCAUCCACUGUUACAGCAAAGGCCACGAGGCCUUGCAAGAAAUGGCCCUUCGCAUCCUCUCCGAUAUUCUAACAGUACAUCAUUCAAUCCUUCUCCCAGUCGCAUCUCAGAAUGACCCUAAUUCUGUCACCCCUCCACCAUUCCAAAAACCACUCCUCAAGGCGUUUGCGAAAGCUCUUAAGACAAACUCCCCGCCAGCUGUACAGGCCACUGCUGUCACAUCAUUAGCGAAGUUGCUGCUCACAAAUACGCUUUCUCCAUCUGGCCCUUCUGUGCCGCCUUCGAUCAAGGAAUUGCACGAAAGUUCCAUCGACACGCUCCUUCAGGCACUUGUCCUCUCAUUCUUCCAUCCCAGAACACGCGAUAACCUAUCUUUAAGACAGGCGUUGACGUACUUCCUGCCCGUAUAUUGUCAUUCCAGAUUAAAUAAUGCCCAGCAUAUGCGCAAAAUAGCUGUACCCGUUAUCCGUGUUGUGCUAGCAGCGGCGGAUGACUUUUAUGCUCUUGAAGCGGAAGAGGACAGUGAUGGAGAGAUAGACGACAGUGUUGGCGAAAAAGAAGUCAAGGCUCUUAUGGCGGGUGUAAUUGGAAUGAUGGUUGAGUGGACGGAUGAUCGACGAAUUGUCGGCCUCAACACCGAGGCGCCAUUGCCUGGCACGUCAAUAGCGCCAAACCCAUCUUUAAAACCCAGCGAGAGUCUCCAUCUUGCUCUUGCAAGGGAUAUAUUACAGCGCGUUCUGGGAGUCGGAGGAUUCAGUGCAGCUCCAAGGGAAGAAAGGAAACUACUCCUUUCUAUGCUCGGCAAGCUACAUAUUCCUGCACCUCCUUCAGCGCCCUCUAGGCCCGGCUCCCGUGCUCCUGAAGGCCCCGAUGAGCGAGAAAUCCUGCGUUCUAGCUCAAGGUCAAGAAAGCCGGACCAAGAACAGGGUACCAUUGAUGAUGAUGGCGAGUUGUUGCUCGAAGUCAAGGACCUACUCAAUCAAGCCAUUGCUUCCAAUGUCGCCUCAGAUGCUACGGGAAGAAACGCACUCGUUAAAGUCAAGAAUGCCGUACUGAAACUCCUUGCUGCUUGUCGACCUUCGGACAAGCAUGGCGUAUCUGAAAAGGAGAGAGAGACUUCGUACAUCAAAGAAGAACCUGAGGAUGAUAGUUAUUUACGCGGAUCACGGAGGAAUACAAGUGUCAUUAGUGGGAGAUCGAGCGUGGCUCCAAGUGAUCUGGCUGCUGUGGAGGAAGAAGACGAAGGUGACGAUACGAUUAUUGCCAGACGACCGGAUGAUAGGCGGUCGUUAGCGUCAGAUGCGGGCACGGAAGUUUCUGUGCGAAGUGAGAGAUAGUCAUUCCGGUUACGGCACUUACUGGCAUAGGAGCGUGUUUGACUAAUGCCUUUCUGGCGUUCGGUAGCAUGUUGUGAUUCGGGUAGCUAUAUUUAUUGAUCAAUGCAUGUCAAUCCUGG